UCGAACGACAAAAAACAAUGCUCGAAGGUUCGAAGAUUGUCGCCCGUCCAAGCUGUCAAGAAGACACGUGCAAUGAACUUUACUGUUUACAAGGAAAAUCAAUAUUUUUUUAUUUGAUUUAAUUUUCGUUGCGUUGUGUUUGUACUUUCAUUUACACAUAAUUGUAGUAAUCUGUUGUUAUUAAUUACGUAGGUAAUGUUCCCCAGACUUCUUAUUUUGAAAAGUCCAUAGUUUAGACUACAACAUAAUAGAAUGGUUAGAUUUAAGAACAGGUAUAUUACAGUUGAAAUAACUUGUCCUAUGGUACCGAAUAAUAAACCGCUUCAUCUUAAAUCAAAGAUUUUUCAUGAAACUGUUCUAAACAAAGUUCAACAACUACAUGGUGACUUCGGAGUUGCAUCUAUCAGGAAUGGGUUUUUAACAAAAUAUUGCAAUGAGAAUACUAGAAUAGCAAUUAUACGAACAAGACAUGGCCCACAUCGUUUUGUAACUAGUAGUCUACCUUUUAUUACAAAAAUAGAUAAAUUGGAUGUAAGACUUAACACUCUACAUGUAGGAGCAACAUUGAAACAUAGUUUUUUAUUUAUACAGAAACAUCAAAGAGCAUACUUGGAUAUGAUGUGGUCAAAAUUAAAGACAGAUGAAGAAAGAAAACAGUUGGAAGCAGCUGUCAUGGAUUUUACAAAGACUGAUGUAUCAAUCAAUAUUGAGAAUAUAGCAUAAGAUUUAUCUUUUAUUUGAUCGAUACCUGUAAUUGUUAUUUAUCAAAUUUAUUUUAAUCGAGAAGUUACACUUUGCUCAGCCUCAAUUAGGGUUCUGUAGGUAGAGGACCAGAUGGUCCUCAAG
Chilo suppressalis (striped riceborer) is the source of this 846-nucleotide messenger RNA. The record is from the annotation of a GenBank genome assembly. Lineage: Eukaryota; Metazoa; Arthropoda; Insecta; Lepidoptera; Crambidae.